Messenger RNA from Dipodomys spectabilis (banner-tailed kangaroo rat), 2761 nucleotides. It is a transcript of the gene Pnma8a, whose product is annotated as PNMA family member 8A. The transcript has 2 exons. The record is from RefSeq and is a predicted model, not a curated record. The coding region runs from base 60 to 1379 and encodes 439 amino acids. NCBI's taxonomy places the organism in Eukaryota, Metazoa, Chordata, Mammalia, Rodentia, Heteromyidae.
UCCGCCGCCCCCCCUUCGCCUUCCCCCCUGCCCCCCCUCGGCCGCUCCCAGCGCGCUCCAUGUCCGCGGCCAUGGCCAUGAACCUCCUGGAGGACUGGUGUCGCGGGAUGGAAGCGGACAUCCACAGGUCCCUGCUGGUCACGGGCAUCCCCGAGGACUGCGGCCAAGCGGAGAUCGAGGAGACCUUGAACGGGGUCCUGUCCCCCCUGGGCACCUACCGGGUGCUCAACAAGAUCUUCCUGCGGGAAGAGAACGCCAAGGCGGCGCUGGUGGAAGUGGGCGCGGGGGUGAACCUGAGCUCGGUGCCCCGCGAGUUCCCGGGCCGGGGCGGCGUGUGGAGGGUGGCCUGCCGGGACCCCACGCAGGACGCCGAGUUCCUGAAAAACCUCAACGAGUUCCUGGAUACCGAGGGCCGCACCUGGGAAGACGUGGUCCGCCUCCUGCAGCUCAACCACCCCCCAAGACCCCCAAACCAGCCGGCCGAGAGCUGGGCCGGAGCUUUGGGGGUGCUCCUGGGGGCGGUGGUGCAGAUCGUGGUGUAUAUGGAUGCCGAGAUGAGGAGCCGAGAGGAAGCCAGGGCGCUGGAGAGCGCGGAGCUGGAGGAGGAGGAGGCCGCCUGGCUCUCCGCGGGGAGGAAGAAGGUCAAGAAGGAGCGGGGUCUCGCCGCAGCCGACCUGGCCUCUGUCCUGAAGAGGGAGCACCCCGCCCACUGGAAUGGCCUAGAUGGCCAGAGCGACCCCCCUAAACCUUUAGGGCGCCGGGCUGGAGCUAAGUCUCGCUCCAGGAGGAAGAGGAACCGGAGAGCCCACAAGCAGGAGCCGGCGCCUUGGAAGGAAUCUGGAGGUGACCAUCUUAGCAGCUCAGCCUACUUGUCGGGGGGUCAGAUGGGUGACCCCGAAACUAUGGAGGUCUCCGAAUCCAUCAAGAGUCACAAGAAGCCCUGUAUAAAGCAAGAGGCGUCGACUUCGAGUCAAGCCCUGGCAAAAAAUGUCUGGAAGGUUCCCAGAGAGCCUCCUCGACGUGCCUUGCUGCAAGCCAAGACCCCUGGAGGCGCAGAAGAGUGGGAACAAGAGGGCGGCCUGGAGAGACCCCCAAAGAAGAAGGUCCUGAGCUGGGCUUCGGCCAAGAGUUCUGUCUUCCUGAGGAAGAAGAAGAAGGUGAGCUUGGGCCCCGUCUCAUAUGUCCUGGUGGAUUCCGAAGGUACCACAAGAAAGAAGCUGAGGAUCGCAAAGAGAGGCUCGGCCUCCAGGAGGCCAGGGGCCGCUCACAGGGCCCCCCGAGGCCAGCAGCCCACCGAAGCGCCAGCCUCGACGUCCAGGGGUCUGAAGGCCAAGCCAAGAGGCCCUCCUUGCACCUCCAAAGGCUCCCAAAAGCUCUGAUUUGGGAACCCCCCCAUCGCCGAAGAGCUGUGAGAGAGAAGGCCAAGGAGCAAGUCCCAAGAGGAAGCAAACUUCUCUCAUCUUUUAACUGCAGCAAGGUUUUGGACUCCCAGGGCCCCGGUUUGUGGAUAUGGCUGGGGGAGGGAGGGAGGAAUUGGGGGAGGGAGGUGUUUCUUGCCUUUUUUUCUCUCUGGGGCUGCUUCUCACCUUUCUUUGCUCACCUUCAGAGCCCAGGAGAGUUGGUAAGUGGCUUGAGAAAAUUCUAGAACAUUCCUUUCCCUUUAUGCAUGCAUGAGCACAGUCCUCAUUCUGCUUCUUCAUGCUCAGACUUUCUCCUCCACUUCCUACAGCUUCUGUGGGGCCAGGGUGGGGGAAGGAGGGGUCAGCUGAUUUGCAGGGCCUGGCAUUUUGAAGGUUGGGGUAACUAUUUUCUCCUUUAAAUUUCCCUGUUCUCAACCUAGGGGAUAAGUUAGGCCAGGACCCUUGGCCCUGCCCUGCUGCCUGCCCAGCCCAUGGGCUUCAGUUUCCAGCUUCCAUGCCCCAGCUACGGAAUCCAGAAAGGGGGGUAGGGUAGGCCCCAAGAAUGAAUUCUAUGAAACGAGGAAUGUCUGCUUACCCUUCAAGUAUUCAAGUUUCAGAAUCAGUCAUUAAAAAUAGCACUUUUAGCUGGUAUGGUAGCAAACACCUGUAAUCCCAGCACUUGGGAAGCUGGGGCAGGACAGAGUUGGAGGCUAGCUUGUGCUACAGAGUGAGGUUCCCAUAUUGGGGGAGAGGGGGAGCUGCGGUACAUGGGGAGAUGGGCAAGAUGAUCACAUUCUUGGACUCUCAGUUCUAAUUGCAUCCUAUGCCACCAAACUCACCUUCUUGUUGUUUCUGUAUAUAAUUAACAAUUCCUGGUGACUCUGAGGAAGGAGAGGAAGACAGGAAGGCAUUCGGUUUUAUCCUGUGCAUGUCCCCCAUCGACCCUGGACCUCUCCGCACCUACCCAUCCAGGUCCCACCCAGACUCUUCAACUGUGCUGAGCUCAAGUCCUGGAUUAAGCCCAGUGCACAAUAAGCUCUCCCCGGAGUUUUAGCCCUCGUGAUGUUCCAAUGUCUCUUUCCUGGUACAAAAUGUGAACCCGCGUUAGGUGUCCUUCGUGCUUUCCACUUCUGGAUUCUUUGUGACUGUGAUGAGUUAGUUCAGCAAAUCUUGGGUGAGCCCUGAUGCCACAGUCUGGGAAACAAACCCCUGGAUGGGAUUGGGCUCUAGAGGUGGCAAAAGCCUGGGACAGUCCAGCUGUGAAUCCUUGUCCACUCCACCACGCUUUCUUGUGUUCCCAGAUACUCACCAUGGUUACUUCAUGUAUAUGUAUACGUAUAAAAUAAAGUUCAGCAAAGGAA